This is a messenger RNA of Magallana angulata, 5602 nucleotides long. RefSeq lists its product as uncharacterized. The coding region runs from base 1118 to 2188 and encodes 356 amino acids. Lineage: Eukaryota; Metazoa; Mollusca; Bivalvia; Ostreida; Ostreidae. The record is from RefSeq and is a predicted model, not a curated record. The transcript has 3 exons. Gene Ontology annotation, molecular function: metal ion binding.
UGCGCAUGCGCAGCUUUUAAGCGUCAUUCGCCAUUGUUUACAUUUAGCUCGCAAAGUUUUUGGAAAGUUUUUCCCUUAAUUUGAUGUUUUCACCGAGGCGCUUUACUUGUUAACCACCCUGGGAUUUUCCGAGGACUUCUGGAUAUUUGUAACGGUUUCAGCGAGGUAAUUUAGCCGCCGUUUUUGUGUUUAUUAACUUGUUUAUAUUAUGGGACGUUGGUGGACGAGGGUGAGACCCCCGCGCUCUUCAUGAUAUGUGUAUGGGCCGGACUUUAAAACAUUGGUAGAUUUCUUCGACCAAGGAUCAUCUGUGUACUGAUCAAAAUAAUUUAUAUCUUCAUUCAGCUUAAUUAUAAUAUUAAUCUGUCAGUCAUUGUUCGCCCUGUUCGGAGGUAAACAACAGAUCACGUGACCUGAAAACAAGAUGACAAUAUUGUGUGUCGGUGAUUCUCAUGUGAAGCGUUUUGGUGCAUUUAUUGACAGUCAAGCUUCUGCUGAUGUCUUUAAAAUUGCGGACCUUCCACAAGUGAACUUUUUUGGCAUUAGUGGAGGUGCAGUGACAAAUCCACGCCACUUGCGGACCAUUUUGGCCGUCAUCGACGAACAUCGUCCCACAUGUCUUAUCGUGCACAUGGGUGGUAAUGAUUUGGACAGUCGGGAUAAUGCAAUUGACACUGUUGUGUUUGGUUUGACUGCAUUUUUGACCCAGAUUCGAGUUCAAUUCCACAUUGUUCAUAUUACAGUGAUCCGAUUUAUGCCCCGCGAAAGGACAAGAAACAUUGACCCUGAAACUUAUAAUGAGCGAGUUGUCUUAGCGAACACAAAGUUAAAAUUUCAGUGCCAACAAGUGGGACUGGUGUAUUGGAGACUGAAAAGGUUUACUAACAGCAGGGAGCAGAUUUUUGCAGAUGGUGUACAUCUUAAUUCUUUAGGGAUGAGGAAAUAUUUUCGACAGCUUAGAGGAAUUUUCCUUAGUUUUUUGCACAACAACAACACUCAUGCUUAUUGAACUUCACCCUUAUAUUUGGCUAGCCAUGAUGAUAGCAUCCAAUUUCUUUUUUGCCAUUAUUAAUUGUGUCUGCAAAAUUACAGUGAUAAACCACCCAUCCUCAGGAUUAUGGCUUCCCGUUCGAAGAGAAGGAAAACAGUAAGCCAGACGGGUCAGACGGAAACCCACGCUCUAGUGAAAGAAUGUAUGGCUGCAGCCUUACCGGUAAUAGAGUCGGUGGUGAAGGAGUGUAUUGAAAGUAGAAACCGUCAGAGCAGUGAGUCUUCAGCAGUCCAACCUGGACCGUCUGUUCCUGACAGACCUUCAACCCAGGAAUCGACGGAGACCGUAGUCAGGGACAACCCAACCUUUCAGGCCAUAAUUCAGUCAGGUAUUGAAUCGUCAUCCCCCCUAACCGCUGUCCUUGAAAACAAUUUCCCCUUAGGGAUAGCAAGACCAGUGGGCCUAGGUGUUGACACGAAAAUUAAAGCGAAAAUUUAUGCGAAUGAAUACAUUAAGCUGGCUUCAUUAAUCCCAAAAUCAAGUUUUGAAGAGGAGCCCAAAUUUAAGUCAGUUGAAAAAGAUGGGCAAUUAGUGUUUAUAAAGGCAAUUGACAAUGGGUGUAUUAAAUCUCUUCCUCAGUGGACUGAGGCCUUUCACGUGUUUGUAGCCAUACAUUGUACGAAAUACCCAGAUGAAGUUGGGCAACUCAUGACCUAUGCCCAAAUCAUCCAGGGGAUAGCAAAAUCAUGUGGGGAUGAUGCGGCCAUCAAUUAUGAUGAAAAAUUCAGACAGUGGCGCCAAGUUGCUCCAAGAGCAUGUCUUUGGGACAGAAAAAAUUCAGAGCUUUAUCAUGAUGCAAUUGUCCAAGGCCUUGAGUCACAAACAAAAUCAAAGAAGCAGCCCUUUCGUGCAUCAUCCCCUAAGCAGAAAUAUUGCUUCACAUACAAUAACAAGGGCUUCUGUGACAAAGGCAACUCAUGUCAAUAUGCACAAUAUUGCUCCAAUAGACACUCUAGGCUUCAAUGCACAAAACAGAAGCAGAGACCCAUCAACACAUCAAAAUCUGUCACCAAUGAUCACAAAAAAACCAGCUACCAUUGCACGCAAAGUCUAAAUACACAAUUGUCUCUCCUAUCGAUGCUAAUCAAUUAUCUACAUACCUUCAAGGCUAUGAUCCAACGCUCUCAAAAUUUUUAGUCGAGGGAUUCAAAUUUGGUUUUAAGAUUCCUUUUCAAGGUACUCGUCAAUUUCGUUUUUCCGAAAAUUUAUCAUCGUUAAAGGGGAAUGAAUUUGUUUUGUGGCAAACGAUAAAUAAAGAAUUAGAAUUAGGAAGGGUAGCAGGUCCGUUUGCUUCCAUCCCGUUUCCUAACUUACAAGUUUCCCCUCUUGGUCUUGUUCCAAAACAUAAUCCAGGGGAAUUUCGACUUAUUCACCACUUGUCAUACCCUGAAGGCCUAUCAAUAAAUGCCCACAUUCCUCGCGAUCUGUGCAUUGUACAGUAUCAAACUAUUGACACUGCGAUUGCAGCUAUCAAGAACAUUGGGGUGGGGGCACUUUUAGCAAAAACUGAUUUGGAAAGCGCUUAUAAGCAAGUACCAGUCCAUCCUUCUGAUUUUGAACUACUAGGAUUUAGUAUCGAUGGUCAGUUUUACUUUGAUAAAACCUUACCUUUUGGCCUAAGUUACUCGUGUAACCUUUUUGAGAAGUUUAGUUCGGCUUUACAAUGGAUUCUCCAAAAUAAAUUUUCCGUGGUACAUUGUGUUCAUAUGCUAGAUGAUUUUUUAUUCAUUGAAAAUCCAGAUUCACUAGAGUGUCAUAAUGCUCUUAUGGCUUUUCACUCUUUGGCUGAUAACAUUCAUUUGCCGAUAAAACAUGCAAAAACAGUCUUUCCCUGCACAACUUUGACUUUUCUGGGCUUAGAAAUAGACACUAUCAAAUUUGAAAUAAGACUGCCUCAAGACAAGUUAUUUCGUCUGGCAGACACUAUUCAGCUUUUCAAAAACAAACGCACAACUACCUUACGUGAGUUGCAAUCUGUUAUUGGAGUGUUAAAUUUUGCUUGUUCAGUAGUACCACCUGGUAGGACAUUUUCUUCGCAGAAUAAUUGACCUAACUAAGGGCCUCAAAAAACCUUUUCAUCAUCGUAGGUUAAAUGCUGAAGCUAGGGCUGACUUGGAAGCUUGGUCUAUUUUCAUAGAGCAUUUUAAUGGCAAAGCACUAUUUCAUUCCGGGAAACUCUGUUCCUCCCAAACUUUGCAUCUCUUUACUGAUGCAAGCAAUUUGGGUUUUGGAUGUACAUUUGACAGGCAAUGGUUCUAUGGUCCAUUUGAAACAGACUGGUUGAAAUAUCACAUUUCAGUAAGAGAAUUCUUUCCUAUUGUACUUGCAAUGGAAAUAUGGGGUGAGAGCUUAUCUAAUACAGCAGUUGUAUUACAUUCAGACAAUAGUGCAGUGGUUCAUGUCAUAAACAAAAAUUCCUCUAAAGACCCACAUUUGAUGAAACUGAUGAGACGUCUUAUGCUAGCUUCACUAAAAUACAACAUUCAUUUCUUUGCUGACCAUAUCCCUGGCCUUUAUAAUGUCGCACCUGAUCUACUCUCUCGCUUGCAGAUUCAAAGAUUCAGAGAACUCUUUCCAGCCAUGAAAGCGGAAAAAACAUCGGUUCCACAGGCAUUACUACACAUUUGACUAGUACAGCAAACUUCCUUAUUAGAAGCUCAUUAUCAGAGGAUUCGUUGUCAUCCUAUAGAAAUAUAUUUGCAACUUACAAAAGCUUUAUUCACGAUCAGGUAGAUAAGAAUUCAUCUCCUUUGCCCCCAUCACUGUCUCAUCUAUUAAUGUAUAUCGCACACUGCUACUAACAAGGCUUAGCUGCUUCAACAACGCGUACACAUAUUUCAGCACUUAGUUUCACUUUCCAACUAGGGGGUUACCAGGAUUUGACUCAAAAUUUUCUUAUCAAGAAACAACUGCAAGGUUUUAGUAAAGUUAGGCCUACUAUAGACAACAGGCUACCAAUAACUCCUGAUAUUUUGGCAAGAAUUGUGUCUGCUUUACCAUCCACGACUUCUUCUGCAUUCAUUAGCACUCUGCUACAUGCUAUGUUUGUGUUAGCCUUUUGUGCAUUUCUUCGGGUCGGCGAGAUUACUCAAACAUCUGUAGCAAAACAGCAUUUUUUGCUGGCGAAGCAUGUAACAUUAAAAAAUGAUCCCCUAGAUAAAUCUAUAGAACUUAAAAUUCCACACUUUAAACAUUCUAGCCAGUUUACUACUCUGUACAUUCAGCAAAACACUACCAAUCCCCAGUUAUGCCCAUUUGCAGCUCUUAAAAUUUUUUUAAAAGUUAGAAAUCAUGAGUCACCUUUAGAACCCCUGUUCUCAUUUAUGGAUGGUUCACCAGUCUCUCGUCAAUUUUUCACUGCACAACUUAGGUUAGCACUGGCAUUCUGUGGAUUAGAUACAAUUAAAUACCAAUCGCAUAGCUUUCGUAUUGGGGCAGCUACAUUUGCUGCUGCAUCUGGAUCAUCAGACAUUCAAAUUCAAAAUAUGGGUCGUUGGAAAUCCUCGGCAUUUAAGAAGUACAUCAGAAUUCCAACAAUGACAAUGUAAACAAGGCCCUACAAAUACUCAUACCAGUUAGGGAUCCGAACCUUGGAGUUAGGGUCUUCAGGUUCAAUUUUAAACAUAUGGGCUUUCUACAACAUAUUAGUACGGAUUGAACCAUGAAGUCAGGGGUUUCUGGUUCUAUUUUCUGUAAUGUACUGUUCUGUUCAUUUUUAUUAGCUAUGUUUAGAACCAUAUAGUCCAAUGUUAUGGUUCUAUUAUUUAUGAUGCAAAACAAGUUUUGUUUUGUUACACAUUGUGAACCAUGAAGUCUGGGGCUUCUGGUUCUAUUACUUGUGUUAAAUGGACAAUGUCUCUGUUUUUAUAAGACACAAUUUCAAAUAUGUAGAAACCAUGAGGUCAGGAGCUUCUGGUUCUAUUAUUUGUCAUAUACGGGUACAUAUCUAUUGCUUACACCUGCUUCUGGCUCAAUUUGCUUGAAAUAUUAUGUUCUGUAAACUGGUGUUAUGAGGUAUUAUGCCCAUAUAUUGUCAUGUACUUGUUUGGGUCUUUUUUAUUUUUAACAUUGUAUGUGUUGACUUUGUUAUGAAAUGAAGAGCUUCACAUUAAAUUGUGACAUGAAUGUGAAUAUUGAUGUGUUUGGACUGUUUCGGCUCUAUCAGUGACUGCACUGUGAUGAUUCUAGCUUUAUAUCUGUAGACUAAUGUAAAUGUAUGUCUUGACGAUAGAUUAACUCUAUCCUUGUUAUUGGUGCUUCGCUAUGGUGGUGGAUGGGGGUUAUCAAACUACAGAAAUCUGCAGCUUUGAUAUGUGGUGGAACAUCUUUGACACUUUUUUGUAAAUAGAAAUUGCCAUGUUUUAUUGUCUUAUGUUCUCUGUUUAUUCUAGUCACAAUACUGUGUUAUUUAUCUAUGUUUUAUAUAUGCAAGAUUGCUUCUUUGAUUAACAGUAUUGUGUUUUUGUAGUUUACAUUGUGGCAUCUUUAUGUUAUAUUUUGUACUUUGUCAUUUAUUAUAUUAUUUAAUAAAUGACCAUUCUUAUUACUUAA